Molecule: messenger RNA, 3755 nt
Organism: Diabrotica balteata
Lineage: Eukaryota; Metazoa; Arthropoda; Insecta; Coleoptera; Chrysomelidae
Source: the annotation of a GenBank genome assembly
AGGUUGAAUUGUCCCCGUUGAAAACUACAAGUGCUGUUGACAAAUGUGAGUGAAGACCUAGUAAAUAUGAGGGGUAGUACCGCUGGGUUACCCGACACUGUUAUACAGGGAUAUAACGCCUCGUACUACACAUUUUUAACAAUACUAGAUAAUUUAUUUGCGUUUUUUGUGUUAUGUCCCUGUGUAGUGGCCUACUGGAGGGGUGCUUGGGGAUUGAUGGACAUAUAUCUAGCUGAAUACUCUUUAUUGUAUAACGGAUUGAUAUCUGUAGGCAUAGGUUUAUUUGGACAUUGCGUUUUUAUGUGCUUCCAAAAAUUUUUCGAAGAAAAGUUCCAUCCAGAUAAAAACCGAAUAUUGUACUAUAUCGUGUCGAGACUGUAUACUGUAUGCUAUGCAUUUACCUGUGUUAACGGCUGGAGGGGUCCUUGGGGGUUCCUGUAUGUUCCCUACCAGACAGAUGUUAUGUCAAUUAGUGCUACCACGGGAGUAGGAAUUGUGGCUUUACUCGCUAUGAGAUCCUUGAGGAAUGUUACAGCACCUCCUUUUGUCAUUGUUAACGACAAUGUUAAGGGAUAUUUUGAAGUACCAACUUUGUUUAGAACGCCGAUGGAAGAAAGAAAAUCUUUGUUUGUGUUAGACUGUCUCUUCUCUAUAGCUGUAGUUGGGACUUUGGUAGUGUUUGUGUGGAGAGGCGUGUGGCUGCUGGUUGAUAUAUACCUCUUUCCAGGAGAUUUGGUGUUUUCUUAUUGGAGUAGUCUAGUUAUAGGAUAUUUAUGUGUUGCCUUGGCGUUCCUUCUUCAGCCUGCGAUGAGGUAUUUAUGUGAAAGACUGACUGGUGCUGCCAGAUUGUUACUUGCAGAUUUGUAUACUUUGUUCGCUCUCUUUGGUACCGUCAACGUGUGGAGAGGAAUCUGGAACUUGCUUAAUGUAUAUUUUCUACCAGAUAACCAAGAGUUAAGCUGCUGGAUAACCCAUUGGUUAAGCCUUAUCAUACUGAUUCUGCUCCGGUGUUCAAACUCACUGCUGGUGAGAGGAGUAUACAUAGACGCCGAAGAACCAGGAGGCGAAUGUGCCAUCUUCCCCUGUUACUACUUGAGAAUUAUUUUGAGGAAGGAAAAAUUAAAGAAACUGAACUUAAACGCGUUCACCUUAAAUGAUACUAUUAAGGUCAACCAAAAAGAAGGUGACGGACAAAAUAACCAUGUAAUAAACAUCAACACUAUUAGUAGUACUGUCGAAGGAAAUAAUGAUCUUAAAGUACCAACUUAAAAGCUUAAAAUGAGCCAACUUGUUCAUGCUUUGUUCUUCAACAGAGAUAGCGACGAAUAAAAAAGCAUACUUGUAUUUCCAAUUUUUCUUCGAUUUCCCAUAUUAAAAAAAAUUUGAGACUUUCUAAUUUUGCCUUUUUAAAAUUUUAAACUAAACCAGGGGUUCCCAAACUUUGCUGGUCAUUUUUUAGCACAACUUUUUACAUCCUAGUCUAAAUUUGUGAACAUUAUCGUUAUUUUAAUCAUUUUUAAAUAUUAUUAACCCUACGUUACACAUGAUAAUAUAAAUAACAUAUUUUUAAAACUUAUAUAACAAGCAACAGUUCUUAACAAAUCAGAGAUGUAAUAUAAAAAAAUUGUCAACAAGUUAAAUAUAAAUUUCAUAGUCCAUUGAUUUACCAGUGUAUGCUACCAACUCCCACUCCUGGGCAAAGUGACGAAUGAAUUGGCUUGCAGAAUCGAAGUUUACUGUAGGGAGUUUUCUCCGCGCUGAUAGAGAUUUUCGGCGCCAAUACCAUAUCAUAUGUGAAAAAUGUAUACAUAACCACUUGACAUUUCUGACGAAUUUAUUAAAAAUGUGGCUCCUAGUGCUUCUUAUCCUGAUAUUCUCUUCUUUGUCUUCAGCUUGUUUUCUUUAUCCAAGUAAGACUCUUAGAUUACAACUAUAUCAAUAUUGUUGAAUGAGAGGAUUUGUUAUAGCCGCUCUCAUUUUUAUCUGCAAAGUCAUUCUAUAUUUAACUCUCUAACCAGAAAAUUUUAAUUAGUACAUAUUAUUUUCAUGUAUAAUUUGCUUCUAGUUAAUCUUUUAUUAUAAUGACGAAUAUGAAGUUCCCAUAAAGAUUUCUUUAUUGACUGAUUCGUCGGUUAAAAAAAUUUAGACGUCCCAAAGAACGACAUAAUCGUUUACGUUUAAUUAAUCAAAAGAUAUUUCGUUCUUCUUCUUUAAGUUCCAUCCUCUAUCGACGGUUGAAAAUCAUCAUGGCUAUGCAGACCCUGUUGACUGCCGCUCUAAAUAGUUCAUUCAAACAUACCAGCAAAGUACAUUAUCUAUGACAAUAACCAUAGAAACAUUUUUUUGAGCUGCAGCAAUACAAAUGUAAGUCGCACUUUUAGUAAACACAUUGGGCUACCGAGUGCAAUAUAUACAUUUCUUUCCUCCUUCUGAUUUACCUAGUCAUAUUGAAAAAUGAUCGUAGUUGUCGUAUCUGACAUCGGCGACAGGAUGUUUAGCUUUCUGACCAACACUACUAGUAUCAGGAUGUCCGGACUGAAGAUGGUCAAUGAGCAGCACAUCUUUGUUUAUAAACUAUAACACCAUUAGCUUUCGGUUCGCAAAAAUUUAGGUAAUUGGUAUAAUGUAUCCCUUAAUUCAUUACUAUUAAGAGAUUUAUCAGCGUGGACUCAACAACAUAGAGUAUAUGCAUUUGUUGCGACCAUAUCUAUCAGAUGAUAAAAUGUCCGAAUCAUUGGAUUCCUAGUUUUGAGUCUGAUGUGAUAACGACACAUCAGUCUAUCCAUCAAGUCUACGCCACCCAUGUGACGUUUAUACUCUCGUAUUAUUUGUGGACAUUCUACUUCAAAGUGUUUUUUUUCUUUAUGAUCAUAUGGUAAUAUUUUAGCUGGUUAAGACUCUACUGGAUGGUUUCUAGCAAAUGGUUCAAUCCCAACGUUGAAGCUAACGUUUUUGUUAUCUUUCCAUAGUACCCCAUUCACAUCGAUACCGUACCACAUACUGUUUAAGACAAUCGUACAACUUCAUUAGCUGUAGCACUAAGAUUUGGUUUACAUGGUAAAAUGAUAUUGUGCACCAGUAUAUUUUGCAAAUUGGUGAGCGUUUCCAUGUGAAUCGCAUAAUACAAAGAGCUUUAUUCCCAUUUAUGUAGUUUAUUCGAAAAGUAUUGUCUCAAAUGAUGCUUGAUCUUGGUACUACACAUUUGCUCAUCUACGCACAAAAGAGCUGUUUUCGGAAUGAAAUUAAAUUUUUCAUUUAUUGUAUCAGCCAGUGUUCUGAUACCAAAAAGCUUGUCAUAUUCAGACUCACCUUUUCUAGCACGUCGACUAUAAUCUUUAAAACAUAAUUAUCUUUUGAUGAUUUCCAAUUUCCGUAGCUUUAUAGUGGAGUGGAUUGGUUGAAAUACGUUUUUUCCCAAUAACUUUCCAGGUUUGGAUACUUAUAGAUCGUCCGCCAAAUAUAGAUGUUUAACCAAAUGCCGAUAUAAUGAUACAUUUCCUUAAAAUUUGCUACGCAAUUUAAGUUGGCAAUAGAAGCAGCUCGAUUUGUUUCUUAAAAAUCAAAGUAAUAACUUCUUCAUUGAAAUAAUAAUUGAAAUACUGGUAAUCUGGCAUCUGGUAAUGACAGAUGUGUCACAUUGUCAGGCAAAUUGUUAUUGCCUUUAAAGGCUUUUUCAUUUAUAUAAAAUUUCAUGUUUUUUUCAAUUGUACAUUAAAAACCUCAGUUGAAUUCUUCUUUAUUGCAUCUAAACCUGG